Messenger RNA from Cladocopium goreaui, 1359 nucleotides. The record is from the annotation of a GenBank genome assembly. Lineage: Eukaryota; Dinophyceae; Suessiales; Symbiodiniaceae.
AUGCCAUGGCAGUCAAACUUCAGCGUCCCCGACUGGUGCUUGGCACUGAAGCAGGUCGACCAACGCUGCGGAGUCGUGGUCUACACCAAUGCCAUCGCAGCGCAACGUCGAAGCUUGAAGUGGCUACAAGCCGUGGAGUUUUUGUCCGCUCUCAGUGCCAGAACGCUCGAAGGCAACGCCGUGACAUGGACUGCUGCCGCAGGCGCGACUGCAGGCGUUUGGCCAAGGUCGCUGCAGAUGGUCUUUGGAGAUAUGCGAGGGCGAUCGAUCCGGCCAAAUGUCAUCACUUUCAGCAGCCUCUUCUCUGCUUGGCCGUUGGCGCAGAAACUCUUGGCCCAGAUGAACAGAUGGAACUUGCGCUCCGACGUGGCCUCGCAGAAUGCUGCGUUGAAAGCCACCGAAGCGUGGCGCUUGGCGCUGCGAAGUUUGGAGGAGAUGCCACAGCGAGGUUUGUCGCCCAACUUCACUUCGCGGAACCUGUGCAUUUCGCUGCUGGACCAUUGGGCAAGGGCCUUGCAGUUGGCACAGGACCUUCUGGGCUACAGCAGCAGCAUCACCAAGUGUCGUUGGUCUACCAGCUCUCAGCUACUUCUGGAGCUGCAGGAGAAGCACCUGGAGCCCGAUCUCAUUGCCUUCAAUGCCACUAUGAAUUCCUAUGGCCACGGCAGGUGGCGCAAUGCCAUGCACUCGUUGCACUCCUUGUACCAAGUCGCUCUCCGUAUUAGCUCAGGGUCCUUGCUUCCAGUCCUCCAAGCCACGUGGCGCGGCGCCCUGUGGCUAUUGCCGCAAGCGCUGCCGCCGCAAGCUGCGGGAAACGGCGAGCUGAUGCGUAGCAUGGGGGCUGCCAUCAGCGCGUGCGUCAAAGGCGAUCGUUGGGCGCAAGCCUUGCGGCUGCACUCCAUGCAGUGCUUUGCAAGGAAUUCGUUAACCUACAACUCGACGGUGAGCGCUUGCGAAGAAGGUGCCCAUUGGCGUUUGGCUCUAGCGCUGAUGGCCGAAAUGCAGGCCGCAAGACUGGAGUUGGACGUCUUCACUUUCAACUCUGCCAUCAGCGCCUCCGAAAAGUGCAAACGCUGGAAGGAGGCCGUCCAGCUCUUCACUGGCUGCGGACACGGCGACGUUGACGUCGACGUCUUGACCUUCGCCAGCACGCUGAAAGCCGUGCGAAACGGUGGAGCCACGUGGCACCUGCAACUGUCCUUAAUGGAAGAGCUGGAGCCUUCUUCCGUGGCUCUCAAUGCCAUUUGCUGUGGCGAGGCCAUAGCCAUUUGCGACCUUAGUGCACGCUGGAGGCGGCAAAGGCAGUUCUUAGCCUUGCUGCCAGAACAGGGCCUUGCGGCCCUUCGGGCGAUGGCGUAA